CAUGAAGUCAUGAACUCGCAAAGACACCCCUUUUGUAUAGUCGUCGAAAACAAAGGGAACACACAAAAAUGUCGAGGUUGCAUACGUCACUUCUCGACCACAACAAUCCCUUCCUCCUUACCCCGCAAAGCCUCUACCUCCUUCCCCGCCGGAUUUCCAACUUCCCGCCGGUAUCCGUUUCAAUUUUAUCUUCUCGCCGGAAUCUCACCGUACAUUCGUCAGCCAUCGAACAACGGCCGUCAAAUUUAGGCAAUCUGAUUCCCGCACUUGCCACUUCUGCUGCUCUACUCUUUCUCACCUUGGGUGGAGUUCGUAGCUCCGCCUGCUUCGCUGCUACUUCCGGUCGUCUUCCACCGGCAGUUGCUGUCCUCAAUGACGAGACAUUGGUCGACCAUCAGCCAGUUCAAGACACUGCAGAUGAUGGAGAAGAUGAGAAUGAAGAACUGAAAGCUGCGUUUGAGAGUUACAAAUCAAAAACUUAUGCUCUAACUGUUCCCUUGAGAAUUGUUGCUCUUCGCAACUCAGUCCCUCCUUUAUGGAUCAAGAAUUUUAUUCAAUCUCAAGGAAAGAGAGUGAAGUUUCGUCUCGAAUUUCGUGCAACUCUUGAGGAUAUAUUUUCUGAACUCUCUACAACAAUUGGUAAAGGAAAGACAACUUCUAAAUCUGCUUUGGGUGCUGAUCUUGUUUCUCUUGGUGACACCUGGAUCAAUUUUGCAAUUAGCAAGAAACUAAUAGAACCCAUACAAGGGGUUGAUGAUCAAGAAUGGUUCCACACACUAAGUGACAAGUGGAAGGUAUAUUUGCGCAGGAAUAAUGAAGGAAAAUCAGAUACUAAAGGUAAAAUAUGGGGUGUUCCAUAUCGAUGGGGAAGCAUGGUAAUAGCUUACAGAAAAACCAAAUUUCAACAGCGUAAUUUGGCUCCUAUUCAGGAUUGGGGGGACUUAUGGCGGAGUGAUCUUGGUGGGAAGAUUGGAAUGGUGGAUUCUCCAAGAGAGGUUAUUGGUGUAGUUUUGAAAUACAUGGGAGCUUCAUAUAAUACAAGUGACAUUGAUUCUCAAGUUAUUGGUGGGAGAAAUGCUGUGAAGAAUCAACUUGAUGUGUUUAGAAAACAGGUUCGACUAUUUGACAGUGCAAAUUAUCUAAAAGCAUUCAGUGUUGGUGACAUUUGGGUAGCGGUUGGAUGGAGUAGUGACAUUAUUCCUGUUGCCAAACGCAUGUCAGACGUUGCUGUUAUUGUUCCAAAAUCAGGAGCUAGUUUAUGGGCUGAUUUAUGGGCAAUACCAUCUGUUUCAAACGUGGAUAAUGAAGAACUUGGAGGGAGAAUUAGAGGGCCAUCUCCACUUAUCCAUGAAUGGAUAGAUUUCUGUUUACAACCUCAAAGAUCAUUGCCUUUUCAAAAGGAGGUAACAGCUGGCGCAUCGCCAUUGGCCCUUGAUAUUAACAACAACAACACCACCCAUGUUUUUGACUAUGAAAUUCUUGGAAAAAACAAGGCAAAACUUGAUACAAACCUCAUUGCGGGAGUACCCCCGCCUGAUAUUUUAAAAAAGUGUGAGUUUUUGGAGCCUUUGUCGGAUUCGGCAUUGGUAGAUUAUGAGUGGUUGAUAGGUAGCAUGGAAAAGGGUAAUUUUGGAAUUAUGUGUAAGUUGCGGGAUUGCGUGUCAUGGGCAUUGGAGAAAGUAAAGGUUAAGUUGUAGUAGGUUUGUACUUGUAUGUGUAAUUAAUUUGAGAUUGUUUGCAUGUUA
Molecule: messenger RNA, 1745 nt
Organism: Lactuca sativa (garden lettuce)
Lineage: Eukaryota; Viridiplantae; Streptophyta; Magnoliopsida; Asterales; Asteraceae
Product: putrescine-binding periplasmic protein-like protein
Biological process (GO): polyamine transport
Cellular component (GO): periplasmic space
Molecular function (GO): polyamine binding
Source: RefSeq, a predicted model, not a curated record